Molecule: messenger RNA, 1074 nt
Organism: Triticum dicoccoides
Lineage: Eukaryota; Viridiplantae; Streptophyta; Magnoliopsida; Poales; Poaceae
Product: BTB/POZ and MATH domain-containing protein 1-like
Exons: 1
Coding region: 1-1074 (357 amino acids)
Biological process (GO): protein ubiquitination
Molecular function (GO): protein binding
Source: RefSeq, a predicted model, not a curated record
AUGGGCAAGAGCGCCCUUUUCUUCCAUGGUGAGUGCCAGUCCGAGACGUCGUCGACGUGCUCCACGGAGAGCGCCAUGUCAGUCCACAAUUUCGUGGUGCGUGAUUACCGGCUGCUCGAGGGCAUCGGCGGCGGCAAGUUUGUCAGCUCGAGCACAUUCAAAAUCGGCGGCUACGCCUGGACGAUCAGGUUCUACCCAAACGGGGAGCAGAAGGACGGAUCUAGCGACGCGGCCUCCUGUUUUCUUUAUUGCGACAGCCCAGCCAAGGACGUGAGGGCACGGUCCUCGUUAAAUGUGUUGGAGAAAUUAGACGGGGAUGUACAGGUGACAACCUUCAGCAUCUCAGAGGAUACAUUUUCUCCAACAAACUACUGUUGGGGGUAUAGAAAUUUUGUCUCGAGAUCGAAGCUUAACACUUUGUCGGACGCCAACAAUGGACGCUUCACGGUGAGAUGCGUUCUCAUGGUUAUACAUGAACCCCGAACGCGCAACAGGAGACCUAUCGCAGUGCCACCGUCGAGCAUGCGGGAGAGCCUCGAGCGCAUGCUCAAGGAUGGAGAAGGUGCAGAUGUGACGUUCAGCGUGCGCCACCAGCUGUUCAAUGCCCAUGGUUGUGUGCUGGCUGCACGUUCUCAGGUUUUCAAGGCCGAACUCUUUGGUCCGUUGAAGGAAAAUACGGCGCGGCACAUCGAGGUCGAUGACAUGGAGCCCCAAGUCUUUGAGGUGCUUCUUCACUUCAUGUACACAGAUACUAUGCCAGAUGAUGAUGAAGACCAUUGCAAAAUUGAAAGACUGCAACACUUGCUUGUUGCCGCGGACAGGUACGGAGUGGAUAGGUUGAAGGUCAUGUGUGAAGACAAGCUCUAUGAGGGCAUCAAUGUCGAGACGGUCGCGACCACGUUGCUUCUGGCAGAGCAGCAUCACUGCAAGGAUCUUAAGGAGGCUUGCAUUCAGUUUAUAAGUUCACCACGGGAUAUACUACGGGCUGUCAUGGCCACUAAUGGAUUCAAGCAACUCAUAGCUAGUUGUCCUUUGCUCAUGGAGGAUAUACUGAAGGUUGUGUCCUGCGCUUAG